ACGAGAGCACAUAAAAAGCUGCAAAAACCGAAUAUUCAAAACCACCAAACUCCGUUACUUAAAACAACUUGAGAAACUCAUUCAUCUUCUCCUUCCUUCGCUUAGCCCACACGCUACUUUGCUCCUUCCUCUCCAUUUCUCUGAAUCUGCAGAAAACAGGAUAGGAAGGUUAGGUGAUAAAGGGUCUUCUUCUUUUCUUCGCCAAGAAAAGGGUUUUCUUUUUAUCUAAUCCAUUAUCCAUUAGCUAACCUUUUGCUCUUUUCUCCUUCCCGAGAAAAAAGAAAAGGAACAAGCGAUACCAAAAAGAAUUCUUCGGAUUCGCUUUUGUAUAUAUUCCUUUCUAUAAUAAAUCCCAGUCAAAAUCCCCUUUCCUCAAUUCCCACCAUUUCAUACAUUCUCCCAAUUCCCAAUCAAAAUCCUCAUAAUGUAUUUCCCGGGGUUGUUCCUUUUCUUUUCCUUGUUUUCCCUCGUUUUAUCUGAAGAACCGUUCAAUUCUCACAUUUUACCGAGGCCUUUGAUCCUUGAGUACCCGGGGAACAUAAUCGAAACUACCCAAUUCAAGCAAUUGGACAAUGAGCUCCAAUUGCAGUGUACCAGCUGGAGAUUUGCGGUGGAGGCUAACAAUUUGAAUCCUUGGAAAACGAUUCCGCAGGAGUGUGUACAUUAUGUGAGAGAUUACGUGAUGGGAAGGGGUUAUCGACUCGACCUUGAGAGGGUGUCGAAUGAGGCUGGAGUUUUUGCCAAGAGUGUCCAGAAGAGUGAAGAUGGCAAGGAUGCCUGGGUGUUCGAUGUUGACGAAACUUUGCUCUCCAAUCUCCCUUACUAUGCUGACCAUGGUUAUGGCUUGGAGAUUUUUGAUCCAGUGGAAUUUGACAAGUGGGUUGAGAAGGCUUUGGCACCGGCUAUAGAGCCUAGUUUAAAACUCUAUAAGGAAAUUCUCGGUUUGGGCUUCAAGGUUUUCUUGCUGACAGGACGCAGUGAGAAGCAAAGGAUUGUCACGGAGGAGAACUUGAUCAAAGCUGGGUUUCAGGAUUGGGACAAGCUUAUUUUGAGGGCCUCCGAUGAUCACGGGAAACUAGCGACAAUAUACAAGUCAGAGAAAAGAAGUGAAAUGGUAAAAGAAGGAUAUCGAAUUCUAGGAAACUCUGGUGAUCAAUGGAGUGAUUUACUAGGUUCUGCUAUAUCAAAUCGCUCAUUCAAGCUUCCCAAUCCUAUGUAUUACAUUCCUUGACACUAAAAAAAGAAAAAAACUUAAAAUUGUUUCACCAAGUGAUUGUGCAUUAUAUAGGGACCUCAGUAUUGUUGAAUGUAAAGGCAUCUAAUCUUGUGAAGUAUUAUUGUACCGAGUAAUGUGAUGCCAUACACAAUGCUUAUAUUAUUGCCAUUUGCACAAGUUCUACUUUGUGGAAACACCAAAUAAUUAGGCUUCUGGUGAUAAGAAAAACUUGUAAUGACAAGUUAGGGACAGUGUAUGAAAAUAAAGUUGCUUUCCUGAUGAA
Messenger RNA from Manihot esculenta (cassava), 1499 nucleotides. RefSeq names its product acid phosphatase 1. The transcript has 3 exons. The record is from RefSeq and is a predicted model, not a curated record. Gene Ontology annotation, molecular function: acid phosphatase activity. Lineage: Eukaryota; Viridiplantae; Streptophyta; Magnoliopsida; Malpighiales; Euphorbiaceae. The coding region runs from base 425 to 1231 and encodes 268 amino acids.